This is a messenger RNA of Maniola jurtina (meadow brown), 1066 nucleotides long. Its product is annotated as zinc finger protein 568-like. NCBI's taxonomy places the organism in Eukaryota, Metazoa, Arthropoda, Insecta, Lepidoptera, Nymphalidae. Gene Ontology annotation, biological process: regulation of transcription by RNA polymerase II. Gene Ontology annotation, cellular component: nucleus. Gene Ontology annotation, molecular function: RNA polymerase II transcription regulatory region sequence-specific DNA binding; DNA-binding transcription factor activity, RNA polymerase II-specific. The transcript is spliced from 2 exons. The coding region runs from base 177 to 1046 and encodes 289 amino acids. The record is from RefSeq and is a predicted model, not a curated record.
GGGAGUUCACGUGUGACAUCUGUUUCAAGUCGUAUGGUAGACACAAAACGAUGAGAGAUCACGUUCGAAGAGUUCACUCCUAAAUAUUGACUGUACUAGCUAUCACCCGCGGCUUCGCUGGCGUGACUCAAGGUACGAAGAUUGAGGAAACAUCGAUCGCUCAAGACGAACCCCGGAUGAAGAAAUCGAUCAUCACAUUCUUCAAGAAACCAAAAUCGGAAAUCAAAGUUGUUGCCACAAAGAAAGGCAGGUACCAGGCUGACAUGAAAGAGAUACUCCUCAAUACGAACGCCACACCGAUCCGUUGCAAAAUGGGCAAAGGGUACGCGUGCUGCUUCUGUACAGACCAAUUCCCCGAACCUCAAGACCUGAAGAAACAUACGUUAGAGGAACACGAUGAAACAACCAAAUCAGAAUUCAUGAGAGGGGCUACAUUACACAAUUUCAAUGUUAAACUAGACAUAACUGAUUUGAAAUGCAAUUGCGGAGCCGAUUUGCAAGACAUCGAUGACCUGAUCCAACAUUUAGAGGUCGAACACAACAAAGGGAUCCAUGCUAACAUGGUGAAACAAAUUAUCCCCUUCAAGUUCAACGACGGAUUGCGAUGCGCGAUUUGUAACCAUGAGUUUAAUUACUUCAAAUUUUUAAUGGAACACAUGAGUGUGCACUUCAGGAAUCAUGUUUGCCAGAUUUGCGGCGCGGCGUUCGUCAACAAGAAGACUUUCAAGUCGCAUUCAGAUAGACACGAAACGGGCAGUUUCCCGUGCAAAGUUUGUUCCAAAGUUUUUGAUACCAAAGUUAAGAAAAUGGAGCAUGAAAGAGCAAUCCACGUGUACAUGAGCAAAAGGAACAAAUGUGCGUAUUGUGGGGAGAUGUUCGCUGACUAUACGAAGAAGCAGGACCAUGAAGUUAAGGUCCACGGGGCUAAGCCUGUGGUCUUGGCAUGCCAGGGUUGCGAUAAGACUUUCGACAAUCAGAGGGCUUUGACGGCCCAUUUCAAGACCUACCAUUUGAUGCAGAAGAGGAAGUCUGGAGGGAAAAAAUAAAAACUCAAUUUUUUUCUUAA